GCUCCAUUCAUAAAUUCCAUAACCUAUACGCUUUUGUUUUGACAGCUCGCAAAUGACACUCCCGCGUUACGAGCGAGCUUGUACGAUCGCGAUCGAAUUAUGAGUGAGAUUGCCCUCCCCGGAAGGCGCGUAACGCACAGCAAAGUAAAUGUUUAUUUGUUGCACAUUGUAAUAUAACUUGUAAAGAAUGUCCGCGAUUAUCGAUGACAAGGUUGUCGCGGGUGCGAAGAGUUCAAAUACUGUCAAGGAAGACCCGAUUGUGGCGUUAACGGAAAGAGUGAAAGCUCUGUAUCUCUUCCGAGAUCGCUAUUUUGAGACGCAUUCUAUUGACGAAGCGAUAAAAAAAAGCACCGACGUGGAGAAGGAGAUGAAAGACACGCUGAGCAAGUUCGACGAGUGUAAAGGUUACGAGAUUGAUGGCUCACGUGCCAAGUAUUACUAUUUAAAGGGAAAGGCUCUGAACGUGGUGGGCCACGUCAUUCCGCAGGCGGAAGAACUUUUGAGUAAAGCAGUGAAAUUGGAACCUAAAUUUAUAGAAGCUUGGAACGAGCUGGGAGAAUAUUAUUGGAAGAAUGACGACAUAAAACAAGCCAAAAAUUGUUUCGUUGGCGCUCUGCAACAUGAUAGGAAUAAAGCAUCUUUGCGAAAUUUGUCGAUGGUAUUUAGACAGGAGCCAACUUCAUCCGACGAAGAGCGAAUAAAAAAUAUUCAGCAAGGUGUGGAAUAUGCUAAGGAGGCCGUAAGCCUUGACACAACUGACGGAUACUCCUGGGCCGUAUUAGGGACUGCUUACCUGUCUUCCUUCUUCACAGUGGCGCAAAGUCCGAGUAUGUUACGUUUAUGCAUGUCGGCAUACAUGCAAGCGGAAAAAGAUAUCAUCGCAAGAAGUAAUCCUGAUUUAUUUUAUAAUAAAGCAAUAGCUCUGAAAUAUCAAGAAGAAUAUAACUUGGCGUUACAAUCGUUCGAAAGUGCAAUGGCGCUUGAUCCAUUAUGGGAAACGCCACGCAGCAAACGAGAUGAAUUACUAAAAUAUCUUAAAGAUAUACAAAAUUCAAUUAAUAAUAAUGGAUAUGUGAAACCAAAACGACUAUAUCAAUUGAUACGGGCAUUGGAUGUUAAACACUUAGGACCAUACAAAGAUGGAGCAUACACAUAUGGAGGAAAGUCUGUAAAGUUAGAUUUAAUUCCGUUACGGGAAUUAGUUAUUGGAUUGAAUACAGAAAAAGUUGUAUUUGGAAAAGUAGUUUGUUGGAUUCAAGAUUCAGAUUGCGUCCCAUUUGCUUUUUGUCUCGUGGACGAACAGAAGACAUGUAUUGUUGUCACUGUAUAUAAUCUAGCUAAAGGCCGAGGAGUUACGGUCGGGGAUUCUGUUGGUAUACCAGAACCUUUUGUUACACAUCAGAAAUUCUCUUAUAUGAAUAACGAUUUUGAUUACAAAUCUAUUCGGGUUGAAACCCCAAUUGUACUUGUGGUCAAUGGAAGAAAGUUAGGUCGAGAACAACAAGCCAGCGCAAAUUUGCAUACUUUUAAGAAGACAGAUUAAAUCUGAUGAGGAAUACGUUGAUCAAUUAUUGGAUCACGUCCUCGGUUAUCCUCAGUUGCAAAUAAUUUUCAAUCUUACCCUUAUUUUUUAAUAAAAGUAUGUAUUAUUUUUAUAAUAUAAUACUCAUCAGUAUAUUUAAGGCUUUGUGCGAUUCACGCCUUUUUAAAACAAAUAAUUGUUUUUUUAAAACAAAUAAAUUUUGUUAUAUGCGCCAAUAUAUACAUAUUGGCAAUAAUCAAAAAAAUAAGCUAAAAUAUACACUACGUUACGUCAAUUUCGUAUUUUAUAAUAAUGUAUGAGAACAUAUUAACGUGCACAUCUAAGCUGCCGCAUUUUAUAAAAUUUGUAAAAGAAAAGAUGUUAAUAUAUAUUUUUCUUCAAUUGUGCGAUAGUAAUUACGCGCAUGGUUCGCAAAAGCGGCAAAUAUAUCUACCAUUUUAUAAAAUCACAAGACUUUGAUUGUUUCUUUCAUUGAAAUUUAUGACUAAAGUAGAAAUGCCUAUAGUAUUUUAUUUAUGUUUUAAAUUGUAAAAACAUAUUUUAAUUUUAAUUCUUUAUUAUCAGAUAUUAAAACAUUCUGCAAUGUUCUUAUUGGUCUCGAGCAUUUCUGCGAGUUUUGAUGCAAACAAGAAGCUUCAAAAUAAAAGGCAAAAAAAUUAGAAGCUACCAAAAAAGGUAUGAUUCGUUACUAAUUGUAAGAGACAAACAAAGGAACCGCGAUUUGCGAUUUGCGAUUUGCAGAUCAACGAGUCCUGUGGACUCUUGUUUUAUUAUCGUGAAAAUAAUCUAUUAUGAUGAGCUUUGGUCAUUGAGGCCUCUGAUUUCGCCUAGAUUAGCUAAAUAAAGUAUAUACACGAAAGACUUUGCUGGCAAAAACAGCCGAUACUCAGAAAAUAUAGAGAACGCGAUAUAUGUAUUUACCUUACAAAACUAUAUUGUUUUUAAAAGAAUAGUAAAGUAUAGGAUGCAAAAAUAAUUUUGUUACUUUAUAGUUGCGUAUAAUUUUCAUCGAUAUUAAUUAAUAUGUUGGAAAAUCCAGUUUGCAUAUGAUGUUAUAUAUUUGUCGGUAUCUUCUAUUAUGUAUUAUAGCACG
This is a messenger RNA of Temnothorax curvispinosus, 2636 nucleotides long. RefSeq names its product tetratricopeptide repeat protein 5-like. Gene Ontology annotation, biological process: cell division. The record is from RefSeq and is a predicted model, not a curated record. Gene Ontology annotation, molecular function: protein binding. The transcript is spliced from 8 exons. Bases 188 to 1543 code for a protein of 451 amino acids. Lineage: Eukaryota; Metazoa; Arthropoda; Insecta; Hymenoptera; Formicidae.